Messenger RNA from Phoenix dactylifera (date palm), 881 nucleotides. The record is from RefSeq and is a predicted model, not a curated record. Lineage: Eukaryota; Viridiplantae; Streptophyta; Magnoliopsida; Arecales; Arecaceae.
UAUUGCUUGUUGACCAUGGGGGCAUUUCUUCUCCACUCUUUUUCAAAUCCGCCUUUUCUUAUCAACUUGUUCCUGGAUCGUUCUACAGCUGUGGAGAUGCCAGGAAAACAUGUGGAACUCCACCUGAAAAUGAAGGGAGGAAAGGGAAAAGGGGCAACAAAGAAGGAAACUAGGGAAUUACUGAAGCUAGCUGAUGACAGGAAGGUUGGGAAACGCAAGGCUGCUAUUAAGGCAGAUAAGAGUAGCAAAAGACAGGCCAAGAAGGAAAAAAAGGCCGAAAAAGAUCCUAACAAACCAAAGAGGCCUCCUAGUGCUUUCUUUGUUUUCCUUGAAGAGUUCAGGAAACAAUACAAGCAGGAACAUCCCAAUGUGAAGGCUGUCUCAGUUGUUGGUAAAGCUGGAGGAGAGAAGUGGAAAUCAUUGUCUGAUGCUGAGAAAGCUCCAUAUGAAGCCAAAGCUGCAAAAAGGAAGAGUGAAUACGAAAAGCAAAUGUCUGCCUACAACAAGAAACAAGAAAGUGCGACUGAUGACGGUGAUGAGGAAUCUGAUAGGUCAAAGUCUGAAGUCAAUAAUGAGGAUGAAGAGGAAAGUGGAGAGGAGGAGGAAGAUGAGGAUGAGGAUUGAAAACGGGGACAUCUUGACUACUAUGGCAUUACAGAGAAGCCUGGAUGUGUGACUGUGCCGUAGGUCAAAGUUGCCGGCCUUUGAAAUGAUAAACGAUGUCGUUCUUGUGCCUUUCUAUUUCCAUGUUAGGCUUUGUAUAUUUGUUUCACUUAUCUUGCUUUUAUUCCCAGUGGAACCUAUCCUUGCAAAGGAUACUCAUCCUUGUAUUAGUCUUAUUAGUUGCUAUUUUUUAAUCCCAACCAUAAAACUAUGAUAAA